Daphnia pulex (common water flea) is the source of this 2142-nucleotide messenger RNA. Its product is annotated as putative tricarboxylate transport protein, mitochondrial. NCBI's taxonomy places the organism in Eukaryota, Metazoa, Arthropoda, Branchiopoda, Diplostraca, Daphniidae. The transcript has 7 exons. Gene Ontology annotation, biological process: mitochondrial citrate transmembrane transport. Bases 648 to 1604 code for a protein of 318 amino acids. The record is from RefSeq and is a predicted model, not a curated record.
ACUUUUACCUGCUGAAAAGAAAAUAGCUCCGCCAAAAACAGAUUCUAAUCACGGGCAUUUCUAUGCAACUAAUUUCUAAAUCUAGGAAACCCAAUGACCUACGUGAUCUGCAAAUUUUUUAAUGAUCUUGUGACACCGAUUCUACUUAUCGCCGAUACUCAUUGAAAUUGUUUAAAAAACCGGUAGUCACGUGACUUAAAUCCGACAAAUUAUUCGCACUGGCGCCACGAUCCACGAUGAAGCUUUAUCUAAUCUUAAUUCAACAUUACUUAAUAAAAAAAUGGCGAGUUGGACUAGCAGCGCAAACACAACUACCGAUAAGUAACAAUAACAAAAAAUUUACCAAAAACACUUGGAAGAAAUAAGGAAAAAGCAACGUGCCACGACCAGGUCGCGAAUCGAACUGCAUCUCUAAUCUUUCGAAAUUCUAAUCUUUUAUACUUUUUCGCAAAUGUUGGCGAUUUGUUUUUGUUUGGCAACGUAGCGGGCGUAUGGCAUCAGUGUGUAGCCUUUGACAGUAAAUGUGAAAACAGCUGUUCUACGAUAAAAUAAUUGUUUUGAGAAUUUGACUGUUGUUUUGAAAGUUGUCUUCGCAAAAAGGUGGGAAAAAUUUCCGGCUUACUACAGACCUACUCUCCGGUUUCAAGAUGGAUCGCGUAAAAAAUGAACGUCGGCCAUCAGUUUUCCCAAAUCGACCAUGGAUGAUGAGUCUUGGAGCAGCUGCUGCUGGUGGAGAAGGAAAUAAGGGGUUAAAAGGCAUUGUGGCAGGUGGAAUCACUGGUGGAAUUGAAAUUUGCAUUACAUUUCCAACUGAGUUUGUCAAAACCCAAUUGCAGCUGGAUGAAAAGGGUGGAAAGCGAAAAUACGAUGGAAUCGCUGAUUGCGUCAAGAAAACAGUUCGCAAUCAUGGAUUCUUCGGGCUUUAUCGUGGACUCUCAGUUCUUCUCUAUGGCUCCAUUCCAAAAUCGGCCGUUAGAUUCGGAGCUUUCGAAGAGUUUAAAAAGCGCAGUGUCGAUGCCAACGGAAAUUUAUCACCUGGUAAACGUCUGCUGUGUGGUUUGGGCGCUGGUGUGGCAGAAGCCAUUUUCGCCGUGACGCCCAUGGAGACAGUUAAGGUCAAAUUCAUCAACGAUCAACGAUCUGCCAAACCCCAGUUCAAAGGUUUCUAUCAUGGUGUAAGAACAAUCAUCAAAAAUGAAGGCAUCCGAGGAACCUACCAAGGUCUGACGGCUACGAUCAUGAAGCAAGGGUCCAAUCAAGCCAUCCGCUUCUACGUGAUGGAAACGUGUAAAGACUGGUAUCGUGGUGGUGACUCGAAAAAAACUGUGCCAAAACUCGUAGUGGGUGCUUUUGGUGCCGUCGCUGGAGCUGCGUCCGUUUUUGGCAACACACCGAUAGACGUCGUCAAGACCCGCAUGCAGGGUCUAGAAGCUUCCAAGUACAAAAAUACCAUGGAUUGCUUCAUCCAAAUUUGGAAGAAUGAAGGUCCAAGAGCUUUUUACAAGGGAACGGUUCCACGAAUGGGCCGCGUCUGCCUGGAUGUAGCAAUCACUUUCAUGAUUUACGACUCAUUCAUGGAUCUUUUCUCAAAAAUGUGGAAGUAAGAAGUAUCCGGUCAACGAGGAAAUGUAACGCACGACUUUGCCUUGAUGUCAUGUUUCCAGAUGUCGUGUUAAGUUUGUAGUUUUGAUGGUUUAGUUUCGAGAACUCGCCGGCUUUUUUUUUCAUUUUUUAAAACACAGACUCAAAGAAUUCUUAUGCACAAAAUCAAAGUUUUAGAUUGUUUAUCUACCGGUGAUUUGCUGGAGAUAAUUUUGUUAUUUUCUUUUUUUUUAGAGAUGUGUUAGAUGUUUUUUUGCUUUUCUCAAACAAGGUUGUGGGGAUUCCAAAUAGGGGGGUUUUAUUCCAGAAAAUGUGUGAAUUAUUCUACUCUUUCAUUCUGUACGAGCAUUCCGAAAGCCCGGUCAUCAGUGUCUGCAAUGUUUUGUUUACUAUUAUGAUGUUGGAUGUUACACAAAUUGUUCUGCGCACACAUCAUAAUAAUAUCGCACAGCCGUCCCCUUUUGGAAUUGCGACUAAAUGUUGAACAUUUAUAUACACUGUAUUAUUGCCGCGACGCUACAAUACAGCAAUGAAAAUCGA